AUGCCGCGGAUCAGCCUCGGAGACACCUCCAGCUUCGUCUGCACGACCGACCCGGACGAUUUUGGCCUCGGUUUCAACAUCGUGGAGGCCAACGGCUGCACCAAGGCCGGCGCGCUCAUCCUCAACACCUUCGACGACCUAGAAGCCGACGUCCUCGCCGCUCUCCGCGCCGAAUACCCGCGCAUCUACACUGUCGGUCCCCUAGGCCCCCUCCUCAACCACCACCCAAGGGCAAGGGACGACGACGCCUCCGGCUCCGCCAGCGGCCUGGGCCUGUGGAAGCAGGACAGCGAGUGCCUCGCGUGGUUGGACACGCAACAACCGGGCUCCAUCAUGUACGCCAACUUUGGCAGCCUUACGGUCCUCUCCACCAACCAGCUCGCCGAGUUCGCGUGGGGCCUCGCCGCCAGCGGCCAACCGUUUCUCUGGUCCAUCUGGGACAACCUCGUCCCCGGCGCUGGCUUGAGCUCACUGCCGGCGGAGUUCGUCGCGGCGACUGCAGGGCGGUGCUUCCUGACCACGUGGUGCCCGCAGGAUCAGGUGCUAGGGCACCCGGCCGUGGGAUGCUUCCUGACGCAUAACGGGUGGAACUCGACCUGCGAGAGCGUGGCUGCCGGAGUGCCGAUGGUGUGCUGGCCGGGGUUCGUCGACCAGUACACCAAGUGCAAGUACGCCUGCGAGGUGUGGGGUGUGGGCGUCCGGCUUGACGACGAGGUGAGGAGGGAGCAGGUGGCUAGCCACGUCAGGCAUGUGAUGAAGGCGGAGGACAUGCGGGGGAGCACGGCUGGGUGGAAGGUCAACGCGGAGGAGGCCGCGGCGCCCGGCGGGGUGUCCUGGGAGAACCUGCGGAGCAUGGUCAAAGAGCUCGGCUCUGUCAAUGCUGAAGCUUGA
Messenger RNA from Triticum dicoccoides, 891 nucleotides. RefSeq names its product UDP-glycosyltransferase 85A5-like. Gene Ontology annotation, molecular function: quercetin 3-O-glucosyltransferase activity; quercetin 7-O-glucosyltransferase activity. The transcript has a single exon. NCBI's taxonomy places the organism in Eukaryota, Viridiplantae, Streptophyta, Magnoliopsida, Poales, Poaceae. The coding region runs from base 1 to 891 and encodes 296 amino acids. The record is from RefSeq and is a predicted model, not a curated record.